Messenger RNA from Megachile rotundata (alfalfa leafcutting bee), 506 nucleotides. RefSeq names its product mitochondrial ribosomal protein L33 (gene mRpL33). The record is from RefSeq and is a predicted model, not a curated record. Lineage: Eukaryota; Metazoa; Arthropoda; Insecta; Hymenoptera; Megachilidae. Gene Ontology annotation, cellular component: mitochondrion.
AGGUGUUUGAUUUAUAGAAAAUGAAGCAAUAAAGAAAUGAAAUAAGAAUUUCAUGUUUUCAGUUCAAUUGUAUCUAUUGAGAAUGUUAACAUGUAAGUUAUAAUCUGUACAUAUAGAGGGCUAUGCAUCAUUUUCUUCACGUCCUAUUCAUGGUAUAGUAGAUCGUUUGUUAUUGCUAGUUUAUUAUUACACCGACAUAUACUACGGAACGGUAGUAUUGUUAUAAAUUAAACUUUAUACGUAAAUAAAUAUAAAAUCAUGUUUCUGACCAAUGUAUUAUGCAAGAAAGCUAAGAGCAAACUUAUUUUAGUAGCUGCGAAAAGUAUAGCAACUGGUCAUGUGCGUAAUGUAAUACGAGAAAGAACAGGUGAUAAAGUGGAAAAAGCAUUCUAUGAUCCAUUUGUUGGAGCAAGGGCAAUAUACAAAGAAAUCAGGAAAAUUAAAAGUUUAUAAUAAGAACAUUUGUAAAUAAAAUGAAUAAAAUAUCAUAGCAAUCAAAACAGUAA